Trematosphaeria pertusa is the source of this 588-nucleotide messenger RNA. RefSeq lists its product as uncharacterized. The coding region runs from base 1 to 588 and encodes 195 amino acids. NCBI's taxonomy places the organism in Eukaryota, Fungi, Ascomycota, Dothideomycetes, Pleosporales, Trematosphaeriaceae. The transcript is spliced from 2 exons. The record is from RefSeq and is a predicted model, not a curated record.
AUGGCCGAUUCCACCGCGAACAAUACAUCAGAUCAAGAUCCGGCUCUUCCUUUCGAGUACCACCCUUCGCUCCAAGAGUAUCUAGUCACAGAGAAAGAGUACCUCAGACGAAAUCCCCAGUACCAUGUCAUGUCUACGGGAAUCGCAGUCUUCAACAAGGAGGGGAAGCUUCUCCUUGUCCAGCGCGCGGCUACCGAGAAAGCCUUCCCUCUCUUAUGGGAGAUUCCUGGAGGAAAGGUCGACGAGCCCGAUGAGUCUAUCUUGCAUGCCGCCGUCCGAGAGCUGAAAGAGGAGGCGGGCUUGGAUGCCACGCGGAUAGUAAGGAAAGUUGGGCACUUUGAGUUCGGCAUCAUGAGGCGGACAGGACGCGAAGAGAAGUGGAUCAAGCAAAUCUUCGAGAUGGAAGUCCAGAACCCGGAGGCCGUUGUGCUUGAUCCGAUUGAGCACCAAGAAUAUCUGUUUGCUUCAGAAGAGGAGAUCGUCAAGGAGCAGGCGGGAGAUGUGACUCUCAAGUACAUUACGCCUGACAACAAGUGGAUUAAGCUGGAAGCUUUCAGGCAUCGACGAGAGACGGCGGCAUCUUCGUGA